Molecule: messenger RNA, 1962 nt
Organism: Microsporum canis CBS 113480
Lineage: Eukaryota; Fungi; Ascomycota; Eurotiomycetes; Onygenales; Arthrodermataceae
Product: nucleolar GTP-binding protein 1
Exons: 5
Coding region: 1-1962 (653 amino acids)
Biological process (GO): ribosomal large subunit biogenesis
Cellular component (GO): nucleolus
Molecular function (GO): GTP binding; RNA binding; GTPase activity
Source: RefSeq, a predicted model, not a curated record
AUGAAGACCACCUGGAAGGAUAUCCAACCGGUGCCGACGCAUCAGGAGUUCCUCGAUAUCGUAUUGAGUCGAACGCAAAGACGUUUGCCGACGCAGAUUCGUGCUGGAUUCAAGAUCAGUCGAAUCAGGGCCUUCUACACGCGAAAGGUCAAAUUCACGUCUGAGACUUUUUGUGAGAAAUUCUCGGCAAUUCUCGAUGGCUUCCCUAGGUUACAGGAUAUUCAUCCAUUCCAUAAGGACCUACUAAAUACGCUUUAUGAUGCCGACCACUUUAGGAUUGCGCUUGGUCAACUGUCGACGGCGAAGCGCUUGGUUGAAACCGUUUCUCGGGAUUAUGUACGCCUACUUAAAUAUGCACAAUCACUUUUCCAGUGCAAGCAAUUGAAGAGAGCCGCCCUUGGCCGUAUGGCAACUAUAUGCAAACGUUUAAAAGAUCCACUACUCUACCUCGAGCAAGUACGUCAACAUUUAGGCCGUCUUCCAUCCAUCGAUCCCAACACCCGAACCCUGCUCAUCUGCGGAUAUCCAAAUGUGGGUAAAUCCAGCUUCUUGCGGAGCGUGACCAAGGCAGAUGUCGACGUCCAGCCAUAUGCUUUCACUACCAAGAGUUUGUUCGUUGGGCAUUUUGACUACAAAUAUCUCCGAUUCCAGGCCAUAGAUACCCCAGGAAUUCUGGACCACCCCCUUGAGGAGAUGAACACUAUCGAAAUGCAGUCGAUUACAGCAAUUGCGCAUUUGAGAUCCGCCAUUCUCUACUUUAUGGACCUUUCCGAGCAGUGUGGAUACUCAGUUAUCGAUCAGCUUAAGCUCUUCAACAGCAUCAAGCCACUUUUUUCGAACAAACUCGUUUUCAUCGUUAUUAACAAGAUUGAUGUGAUGCGCCCUGAAGAUCUUGAUCCCGAGACUCAGGAACAGUUACAGGCUGUUCUGAAAUCAUCUGGUGUGGAGAUGUUGCAGCUUUCGUGCGCCACAACGGAGGGGGUGACCGCGGUGAAAAAUGCGGCUUGCGACAGACUAAUUGCGGAACGAGUUGCUCAGAAGCUGAACACCGGUGCGAACAGCUCGGGAACUCCCACAGGGCGACUUGGUGAUGUUUUGGCUCGUAUUCACGUCGCCCAACCUAUAGGUGGAGUGCGCGAAACUUUCAUUCCAGAAGCCGUGAAAUCUCUUAAGAAAUAUGAUAAAAACGACCCCAACAGACGUAAACUCGCAAGGGACAUUGAGGAAGAGAACGGCGGUGCUGGUGUUUAUAGCUUUGAUCUCAAGGAAGGCUAUCUACUCGCCAAUGACGAGUGGAAACAUGAUAAGAUGCCUGAAUUGUGGGAAGGAAAGAAUAUCUAUGACUACGUCGAUCCUGAUAUUGAGGAGAAAUUGGCUCAGCUGGAAGAAGAGGAAGAGAAAUUAGAGGCAGAAGGAUACUAUGACUCCGAUGAGUCUGUUGAAGACGCUGACGAAGCUGAGAUCCGUAUGAAAGCUGAUUUGAUCCGAGAAAAACGGGCUCUGAUCAUGAAUGAAUCGAAGAUGAGGAAGUCCCUUAAGAACCGUGCAUUAAUUCCUCGAAGUGCAAGGAGCAAGAAACUGUCGGAUAUGGAGAAACACCUCGACUCGAUUGGUUACGAUGCAAACGCUUCUUCUGCGCGUGCCAAAGCUCAACCGCAGUCUCGUGGCCGGACCGCGACCAGAGAUGAGCCGGAUGCUAUGGAUGUUGAUACUCCAGAAUCUCAGCACGAUGCACUUCGACGAGCCGUCAGUCGUGCACGAAGUCAGGCAGCCACUAACCGUCGUGUAGACGGUGUUACCAGCCUUACCAGCAGGUCCAACGCUGAGAAACUCAUGAAACUUGGUCAAAAGAAAAUGAAUCGCAUGGCCAGACAGGGUGAAGCAGACAGACACACUCCAGCAUCCCUACCCAAACACUUGUUCUCCGGUAAGCGUUCCAUUGGCAAGACCCAACGACGUUAA